Prunus avium (sweet cherry) is the source of this 2730-nucleotide messenger RNA. Lineage: Eukaryota; Viridiplantae; Streptophyta; Magnoliopsida; Rosales; Rosaceae. The record is from RefSeq and is a predicted model, not a curated record.
GAGAAAGUUUAAUUAUUCGUUAAACCCCCUUCCGCUACUCGCGAAUGGGAGUUAGAGACUAACCACUCCAAAAGCGGGAGAGAGAACAACUGUGAACAGUAUUGAUUUUGAGGUCCGAUCAAAUCAAAUCUGGCCGUUGAUAUUUCUUUCAUCCAAUCUCCGCCCGCCGUCUUCGAUUCAGUCUCGUCUCAACGGCGAUGGAUCUCCGGUAAGCUCCGCCGUCCGGUUUCCCUGCAUCGCGGUCUCCGCUAGCCAGCCAGUGUCAUUAUCAGGUGGCCUCUGCAAUGUAGCAAAUUGGCAAAGUGGGUGACUUCUUCGUUAUAGCUUUUCCAGUGUGAAAAUCAGUUGUCUUCUACUAGUCUGAUUAUGAUUGUCUACAUUACAAACAUUUUCCUUCAAUUAGUGCCGGCAUUCGAGUUUGGCGUCUGCGUGAGAGAGAAGCUCUCUGCUGCUGCUGCCUCUGCUGCCGGCGUUGGAACUUGCCACUUCUCUGCUUCCUUUCAUGUCUCCUGAAUUGGGUAAACCUGUACAUAACCAGAUGGCAGUUGCAACCUUCAAAGGACCUCUUAAUGGUGAGUACCAUGGGAAAAAGACAUUGGAAAGAAAAAAUUCUGGCAAGAGACGUGUGUUUGUGCAGACUGAAAGUGGUUCUGUUUUGGGCAUAGAGCUAGAUAGGGGUGACAAUGUCCACACAGUGAAGAGGAAAUUACGGCUUGCACUUAAUGUCCCAACUGAUGAGAGUUCAUUGGUAUGUGGUGACAUGGUGUUGAAGAAUGAUCUCAGCAUUGUUCGAAAUGAUUCUCCGCUUCUUCUCACCCGGAACUUCUUGCACAGAAGCUCGUCUACCCCCUGUCUCUCGCCAACUGGGAAGGAUCUUCAGCAGAGGGAUCAAAGUGGUCCAAUUGAGGUACUGGGGUACUCGGAUCAAUUUGCCAGAACAAAACAAUUAGUUGUGGAUAUUGUGAAGGCAAUAAAAAAUGGCAUUGAUCCAGUUCCUGUUCACGGUGGGCUUGGAGGUGCAUAUUACUUUAGAAAUUGCAGUGGUGAAAAUAUUGCCAUUGUGAAACCGACGGAUGAGGAACCUUAUGCUCCAAACAACCCAAAAGGUUUUGUUGGGAAAGCACUUGGACAACCAGGUCUCAAACGUUCAGUACGGGUUGGGGAGACAGGUUUCAGAGAAGUUGCAGGUUUCCUACUUGAUUACAAUAAUUUUGCUAAUGUGCCUGACACUGCUCUUGUGAAGAUCACACAUUCAGUUUUUAAUGUGAAUGAUGGAGUGAAGGGUAAUGUGCAUCGAAACGGAAAGCAAGCAAGUAAGAUUGCAUCACUGCAGCAAUUCAUUCCUCAUGAUUUUGAUGCCAGUGAUCAUGGGACUUCCAGCUUCCCUGUUGCUGCUGUGCAUAGAAUAGGGAUUCUAGAUAUUCGGAUUCUUAACACAGACAGGCAUGCAGGGAACCUUCUGGUUAGGAAGCUUGAUGGUGGUGGGAGGUUUGGUCAGGUAGAGCUUGUACCCAUUGAUCAUGGCCUUUGUCUACCUGAAAGCUUAGAGGAUCCAUACUUUGAGUGGAUACACUGGCCUCAGGCAUCAAUUCCUUUCUCAGAUGAUGAGCUUGCAUAUAUAAAUAAACUUGACCCUUUUAAGGACUCUGAUAUGCUCAGAAUGGAGCUGCCCAUGAUUCGAGAGGCAUGCCUCCGAGUCUUGGUUCUUUGCACUAUUUUUCUCAAGGAAGCUGCAGCCUUUGGCCUCUGUCUUUCUGAGAUUGGUGAGAUGAUGAGUAGGGAAUAUCGGGGCCAUGAGGAGGAGCCAAGUGAACUCGAGAUAAUAUGCAUUGAAGCAAAGACACUGUUGGAUGAGGAAAUAUCUUAUUUUGAGCCAAAAGCUGGCAGGGAGGAGUUUCAGUUUGAGCUAGACUGUGGGGAGGAGGAGCUGGAUUUGGCUCCAACUACAGAAGAGAAAAUGAAAACUGAAAGGAUUUUCCGUUUUGGAUCAAAAGGUGGAAAUGGAAGAUAUUUACUAUCCAAACUAGAGGAGAGUGUGGAGGAGGGCAUGGACGGGCACGAGGGAAAUGAGUUACCUCCAAGGUCGGAUGACUGUGUUAUUGUAGUGCAGGAUCGGAUUCCAAAUGUUUCAAAGCUGUCAACAUCAUUGAAAAACAUCAGCAUUGGUGAGAAGAGUUGGCGACACCUAGGCUCAAUGCAAAAGAACGGCUAUUUGGCUGGCACAUCCUCAGGAAAUAGGAGCGUGAAUGAGCAGAGGCCCAUGAGCAGUAAUUUCGUGAUGUUGGCAGAUAUGAAUGAAGAGGAAUGGAUGAGGUUUCUUGAGAAUUUCCAGAGAUUGCUGCGCCCUGCUUUUGCAAAUCGCAAAGCAGGGAAUGUGGGUCAGAGGCAGAGACAGAGGUUGGGGACUUCAUGCCAGUUUUGAGGGAAUAUUGUUAGAUAAAUAAAUUGGAGUUAUUAGAGUACUUGUUGUAGGGUUUGAUACCUGGGUCGGGGUGUUAUUUGUUUUUUUUCACUCCUUUCACAAGUUUAUUUGUGGGACUGCUGGCGUCCUGAGUCUUACCCUUGGGAGUCGGCCAAUGGAGGCGAGAACCGUAUGUUUCAAUUCCCUAGUCUUUUUUGUCUUCCACGUUGUGUCGACUGUGUAGAGAGAGUGAAUAAAUCUGCCAUACCAAAUGGCAGAAGGAACAGCGUUUUGUAUAUAUAAACUAUCUGAUGAGGUUGAAGAUGCAA